Messenger RNA from Momordica charantia (bitter melon), 2038 nucleotides. Its product is annotated as squalene monooxygenase SE1. NCBI's taxonomy places the organism in Eukaryota, Viridiplantae, Streptophyta, Magnoliopsida, Cucurbitales, Cucurbitaceae. Gene Ontology annotation, cellular component: endoplasmic reticulum; membrane. Gene Ontology annotation, biological process: sterol biosynthetic process. The record is from RefSeq and is a predicted model, not a curated record. Gene Ontology annotation, molecular function: squalene monooxygenase activity; flavin adenine dinucleotide binding.
ACUGGUCGCGGGGCGCUCACAUGUAUAAAACCAGCGCUUCUUCAGGGAAAAUGCAGGCUGCUAUUAUAACGGAAUUCUCUACGCCGAGGGAUUGAAAGUUUCGCCGCCGUCGUCGUCGCCGUCGCCGUCGCGGCGAUCUCUGUGAGGAUUUUUGCUCCGAGGAUUUGGAGAAAUGGUGGAUGAGUGUGCGUUGGGUUGGAUCUUGGCGGCCGCGCUGGGCGCCGUGAUUGCGCUUUGUUUGUUCGUUGCUCCGAAGACGAACAAUCAGGACGGAGGAGUGGAUUCCAAGGCCACGCCGGAAUGCGUCCAAACCACUAAUGGAGAAUGCAGAUCCGACGGCGACAGCGACGUUAUCAUCGUCGGAGCCGGUGUUGCCGGUUCCGCUCUUGCUCACACUCUCGGCAAGGAUGGUCGUCGAGUUCACGUGAUCGAAAGAGAUUUGACAGAGCCCGACAGAAUCGUUGGCGAACUGUUACAGCCCGGGGGUUACCUCAAAUUGAUCGAGUUAGGACUUGCGGACUGCGUUGAAGAGAUUGAUGCACAAAGAGUGUAUGGCUAUGCCCUUUUCAAGGAUGGAAAGAACACUCGGCUCUCUUAUCCAUUGGAAAAAUUUCACUCUGAUGUAUCUGGGAGAAGCUUUCACAAUGGCCGCUUCAUUCAGAGAAUGAGGGAGAAGGCUGAUUCCCUUCCCAAUGUGAGACUGGAGCAAGGGACGGUUACUUCACUGCUUGAGGAGAAGGGAACGAUCAAAGGUGUGCAGUAUAAGUCUAAAGAUGGUAAAGAAAAAACAGCAUAUGCACCACUGACCAUUGUCUGUGAUGGCUGCUUCUCAAACCUGCGCCGCUCCCUUUGCAACCCAAUGGUUGAUGUUCCCUCUUGUUUUGUGGGAUUGGUUCUGGAGAAUUGCCAGCUUCCUUUUGCAAAUCAUGGGCAUGUUGUUCUCGGAGACCCUUCUCCUAUUUUGUUCUAUCCCAUUAGCAGCACCGAGAUCCGUUGCCUGGUUGAUGUUCCUGGGCAGAAGGUUCCUUCUAUAUCAAAUGGUGAAAUGGAGAAGUAUUUGAAGACUGUAGUAGCGCCUCAGGUUCCUCCUCAAAUCUACGACGCCUUUAUAGCUGCUAUAGACAAGGGUAAUAUAAGGACAAUGCCAAACAGAAGCAUGCCUGCUGCUCCCCACCCGACGCCCGGUGCCUUACUAAUGGGGGAUGCAUUCAACAUGCGCCACCCUCUCACUGGUGGAGGAAUGACCGUAGCAUUGUCUGAUAUCGUCGUACUGAGGAACCUCCUCAAGCCUCUCAAAGACUUGCAUGAUGCACCAACUCUUUGCAAGUAUCUCGAAUCCUUUUACACCCUGCGAAAGCCAGUGGCUUCUACCAUCAACACGUUGGCAGGGGCAUUAUACAAGGUGUUUUGUGCAUCCCCAGAUCAAGCUAGGAAGGAAAUGAGACAAGCUUGCUUUGAUUAUCUGAGCCUUGGUGGGAUGUUCUCAAAUGGACCUGUCUCCUUGCUUUCAGGAUUGAAUCCUCGCCCCUUAAGCCUGGUUCUCCAUUUCUUUGCCGUGGCAAUAUAUGGAGUUGGCCGCUUACUGUUUCCAUUUCCUUCACCGAAAGGAAUCUGGAUUGGAGCUAGAUUGAUCUAUAGUGCAUCAGGGAUCAUAUUUCCAAUUAUAAAGGCCGAAGGAGUUAGACAGAUGUUCUUCCCUGCAACUGUUCCUGCUUAUUACCGAAGUCCACCAGCUCUUAAACCAGUAGCAUGAUGAAGAAGAAGAUGAUGAUGAUGCAGAAGGAUUCAAAAUGGUGGGCAUUGUUUGUAUCAUAUCUUCUGAAGAGAAAGAGAGGUGAUUUUUUUGUUCGUAGAUUUUGGUUUUACUUUUAGUUGGGUUAAUAAACUCUACCUAUGGAUCAAAGACUCACUCAGGGGUGUACAUAUUUGUAAUUCAUUCAAAAGAGAACCCCCCACAAUCAAUGUAAUUUCGGACUGUAUUUGGGAAAGCUUUAAUUUAGAGUAUCAAAACUUCUUCUAAGAUAGAAGAAUUAUGAAA